AUGUAUAUAAGUAUAAUGUGUAUGUGUGUGUCUCUAUUAUUACUAAUUGGAUCAGUUUCUUUCUUCCUCUCUAAACAACAAGAGAUUCUUUCUUCCUCUUUAUCUUCACCACUUUCACGUUUCAUCUUUCUCUCCAAACACUCCAGCUCAAACAACAUGACACGUUCCUCUAGAUUCCUUGGAACUGAGUCGGCGCCGCCACCGCCGGAAGAAAUACUAGCCGCCGAAACUGACAUGGUUGUGAUACUCUCAGCUCUUCUCUGCGCUCUCAUAUGCGUAUCCGGCUUAGCCGCGGUAGCUCGCUGCGCCUGGAUCCGCCGUCUGGCCGGCGUCAACUCCUCCGCCGUAGGAGAAUCUCCACCCCCGAACAAAGGUCUCAAGAAAAAAGCUCUCCAGUCCCUCCCUAAGUCAACCUUCACCGCCGCAGACUCGCCGAGCUCCUCCUCCGGAAAGGGAGAAUCAUCCACCGAGUGCGCCAUAUGCUUAAUGGAGUUUUCAGACGGAGAAGAGAUCAGGAUAUUACCCUUAUGCAGACACGCCUUCCACGUGGCGUGCAUAGAUAAGUGGUUGACUUCUCGGUCGUCGUGUCCUUCUUGUCGUAGAAUUUUGGUUCCGGUGAAGUGUGAUCGGUGUGGCCACCACGAUUCCACGGCGGAGGCUCAUGGCAAAGAUCAGCCUCCUCGUCAUCAACAUCCUUCACAGUUCAGUUCCGCCAAUAUUCCUGCUUUUCUUCCUUAAAACGUUCUUUUUACUUUCUCUAUUUUACAAAUUUGUGAAAAAUUAUCGGCAAUAAUUAAGAAAAGUAAAGUAUUAAUUAACUAGGGGUCUUUUAGUUACUUCGAUUUUUAUCCUCUGUAAGACUGUAACACUGUUCUGAAUCUGAAUCAGUCCGAUGCGUGUUUACAAGUACGACAUGUUAA
This is a messenger RNA of Brassica oleracea var. oleracea, 920 nucleotides long. RefSeq names its product RING-H2 finger protein ATL45-like. The transcript has a single exon. The record is from RefSeq and is a predicted model, not a curated record. NCBI's taxonomy places the organism in Eukaryota, Viridiplantae, Streptophyta, Magnoliopsida, Brassicales, Brassicaceae. Bases 1 to 738 code for a protein of 245 amino acids.